Messenger RNA from Callorhinchus milii (elephant shark), 2934 nucleotides. It is a transcript of the gene calcrlb, whose product is annotated as calcitonin receptor-like b. Gene Ontology annotation, cellular component: plasma membrane. Lineage: Eukaryota; Metazoa; Chordata; Chondrichthyes; Chimaeriformes; Callorhinchidae. The record is from RefSeq and is a predicted model, not a curated record. Gene Ontology annotation, biological process: cell surface receptor signaling pathway; angiogenesis; adenylate cyclase-activating G protein-coupled receptor signaling pathway. The coding region runs from base 317 to 1756 and encodes 479 amino acids. The transcript is spliced from 13 exons. Gene Ontology annotation, molecular function: calcitonin gene-related peptide receptor activity; adrenomedullin receptor activity; calcitonin receptor activity.
CAGCAGGAUCCCACUGCUGAAUUUAAAGCAGGGCUGCCCCAGAGGGAAGAGUCCAGUUUGGAAAGUGUCAGCAGCAAGUCACAGGGGCAGGACCAGAUCUGGAUUAUAUCCUCUCGACUCACCUUCCACAUCCACAAGCAAGGUGGUGGGGAGGGGGGGGUGGGGGAAACAUAUUUACAAGGAGCUGGAGAGAAAAAAAAUUGGAUAACACCCCCACCCCAUUCCUGAAGACUAUUUCUCUGGGAUCUCACUUUAGUUCCAGUUGGCCAUUAUAUUUAAUAUCAAACUAUUCUGGACUAUCCCUUCAGUGUUGGUUAUGGAAAGGAACCUAGUUUUGCAGAUUUUGUUCCUUACGUGCAUCGGAAAGCUGAUUGUAGCAGCCGUGCCUACCAAUGACACAGAGAAGAUGACCGGAAAUGAUACAGAUAAUGAAAUAGAAAGGAAAUCGGUGGAACUGUCCAACACAAUUGGCUUCACCAGGGAAAAAGUAAUGAUAGCACAGUAUGAAUGCUACCAAAAGAUAAUGCAGGGUCCUACAAUACGCCAAGAACGUACCUGCAGCAUGACCUGGGAUGGAUGGCUCUGCUGGGAUGAUACUCCAGUAGGAACAGUAGCCGUUCAGCAUUGUCCAGAUUAUUACAAAGACUUUGACCCUUCAGAAAAAGUCACAAAGAUUUGUGAUGAAGAAGGCAAGUGGUUUCAACACCCAGAGAGUAAAAGGAUAUGGACAAACUACACCCAAUGCAAUGCAUAUACAAAGGAGAAAUUAAGGACAGCGAUGAACUUAUUCUAUUUGGCUGUGAUUGGUCAUGGAUUGUCAGUCGCUUCCUUGCUGAUUUCUCUUGGGAUAUUCUUUUAUUUCAAGAGCCUUAGUUGCCAGAGGAUAACACUUCAUAAAAAUCUGUUUUUCUCAUUUGUUUGUAACUCUGUCAUCACUAUCAUUUGGCUGACAGUUGUGGCAAAUGACCAAGAGCUUGUUGCAAGUAACCCGAUCGGCUGUAAAAUCUCACAGUUCAUACACUUGUACCUAAUGGGUUGCAAUUACUUCUGGAUGCUGUGCGAAGGCAUAUACCUUCAUACACUUAUUGUUGUGGCUGUCUUUGCAGAGAAACAACACUUACUCUGGUAUUACCUUCUCGGAUGGGGGUUCCCUCUUAUUCCUGCCACAAUCCAUGCAAUAGCAAGAAGUAUAUAUUACAAUGAUAAUUGCUGGAUCAGCUCUGAUACAUUUCUGCUGUAUAUAAUACAUGGCCCUAUUUGUGCUGCCUUACUGGUGAAUUUGUUUUUCCUGCUGAACAUUGUACGUGUGCUUAUCACAAAGCUAAAAGUUACGCACAGAGCAGAGUCAAAUCUUUACAUGAAGGCUGUCAGGGCAACUCUCAUAUUAGUGCCACUGCUUGGGAUCCAGUUUGUGCUUUUUCCAUGGAAACCAGACGGACAAAAUGGUGAGGAAGUCUACGAAUAUGUGAUGCACAUUUUAAUGCAUUAUCAGGGCCUAUUGGUGGCAACCAUAUUUUGCUUCUUCAAUGGAGAGGUUCAAGCUAUUUUAAAACGACAUUGGAUGCAGUACAAAAUUCAAUUUGGAAACAGCCUAAGCCACUCAGAGGGCCUGCGCUCCACCUCCUGCACUGGGACAUCGAUUACAGAAGUACAAGGGGGUCUGUAUAAUCAUGAAUCCAACAGUGACCAUCUAAAUGGGAAGAACUUUAAUGACAUUGAACCAAUUGGCCUGAAAACAGGAGAAACAUACACCUGAGCAACUCUAGGAAUGCCUGCAGUGGUGAAGAUUUCAAUGACAGUGAACCUUCUCCUUGCAAUAUUGUGGAAGACCUCAGCGAAGUCUGCACUGCAAGUCCUCUUUAUAGUCAAAUAUUGUCCUAUUGCUUUCACUUUUCCUAUGACUUAUUUACAUGAUUGCAAGAGAGGUUCGGGUGAAGAAAGCCCUUUGGCCCAUUUGAUUUCAUCCCUGCAGAAUUCCCACUCUAGCAUUUCCCCAUUACAACACCAAGUGGUUUCUUAAAUGAGUCCAAAAUCCCAGGAACGACCACCCUCCCUGCUAACCCAGUCCAACCAUUUAAUGUUCCUCCAUGUAAAAAAAUAUUUCCCGGUGUCUUGUCCUGAAAUUGCCCACCACAACCUUGAAUCUGUGUCCUGUUGCCCUGCGCCUUUGGCAUAUCUGAUCAUAAGAGGCAAAGUGAAGGGCACUGUGAAUAUUUUUAUGACUUACGAUACAGUGGGAAGAAAACAUUCACCACUGAAACGAGUGACUUGUAAAUAUUUUUGUACUUUUUGGUCUUCAAACCACCAACUGGUAUUAUUGGCUCACAAACCAUAAGGCAGUUGAAGGUAGGUGCAAUACCGUAAUCUAGUUCCACAGAGAGUUUGUCUUGUUAUGUGGUUAUACUACUAUCUUGGUUACUGUACAGUUAUUCACGUGAAUCAAAACUGUAUGCACCUGACCACUAGCAAUCUAUGUGCUUGUGUAAUUUCACUUCGUGAAGGAAAAAAAAGAAUCUUCUUAGCAUUCCCUCAGGGUAUAGGAUUACUGCCCUAUAGAAAUGUUUGUUUAGUUUUCUACAUUUUUAAUAAAAAAACAAGCUCUUAUAAUUAUCAUAUAAGUAAACACUUUUAUUAUAUAAUUACUUUGCAGUAUUGAAUUUCAUAAUGCUGGAAAUAAAAUAGUACUCGAUUGCUAUACCUUUUUUUCUCUGUAAAUAGAUAUUGUGGAGUUUACGUGUAUUUAUUGUUUGCAGAGUCAGGACAGAGUUCGGGACAGAAAUAUAAAAUAUAAACAUAUUGUCUCUUUAUAUUGAGGAAUUUUCUCAGUAUGAGACAGUAUCAUAUUUUCUGAUCUAUGAUAGAGUGUGUUUGAUUGACAUUACGUAUCAAAAAUGUGGAGUCCUGUAGCUCAGUGGGUAGAGCACUUGCCUCGCA